This is a messenger RNA of Camellia sinensis, 1011 nucleotides long. The record is from RefSeq and is a predicted model, not a curated record. Lineage: Eukaryota; Viridiplantae; Streptophyta; Magnoliopsida; Ericales; Theaceae.
AUGCAAAAUGAGAAGGAAACAAAGGAAUCUUCGGAGGAGAAAGAGAUAGCCUCGAACCAGGUGGUUAAACUACCUGCUAGCCUCCUUAAAAAAGUGAGAGAACCAUGGAAGCAAUGUCUCAUUGUCAGACUUUUAGGAAAGAAUAUUGGCUACAAUUUGUUUGUAAAUAGAAUGAGGAAGGUGUGGAAUCUACAAGCAAGUUUUGAAACUUUGGAUAUUGGAAAUGAGGAGGAUACAACUGCAAUAUGGGUCAGAUUUCCCAAUCUCCCCAUUGAGUAUUAUGAUGAUAAGGUUCUCUACCACAUCUCGAAGGUGCUAAGUACUCCAUUAAAGGUAGAUAUUAACACUGCCAUGGCAGCACGAGGGAAAUAUGCAAGGGUUUGCGUUGAGAUGGACUUGCGUAAACCACUUAUUUCACAUCUUACUAUUGGACGAUACCAUUACGUGGUGGAAUACGAACACUUACACAGGUUGUGUUUUUCUUGCGGUCGUGUUGGCCACCGGAAAGAAAAGUGCACUGAAUUUUCGGUGAUACAGCCGGAGAAGAUAAUACAAAACGAGACCGUUACCCAACCAGAAUCAGAUAAUGGGCCAGGAACAUCAAAGCCCACUGGGCAAAGGAAGGAGGAAGGAUAUAAUGUGGAAGAGAAACAUGGAUAUGGGCCGUGGACCAUAGCACCCAGUAGAAGGAAAUUUCAACAAGGGAAACAAAAACAAAAGGCCCACUACCAAAAGAGCAACAGAUUUGAAGUUUUACAGCUGGAUAAAGAGCAUGGAGAAAAUAGCGAAGGCCAGAGAAGUAGUAAAGCCCAGGGAAAUUAUAUGGAUCUAGACAUGGGCUCUAAUAUGGCUACAGGAGAUACAUCUAGUGCCCAAACUAGGGGACCUCCGGAUACACUACUACAGACCUCUCCAGUAAUGGAUGUGGACUUAGUCCAUGCUGUGGGGGAUAGGAGGCACGAUGUAGGGAUGCGUAUUGUACAUGGGCCAAGUGAAAAAGGGGCAAUCUAG